UGUAUUUUCUGUCAGUCUGAAGAGUGGGAGCACGAGCUGGGCUGAAGAGGACUCCUGGAUGCAACAGCAGAGAGGAGGACCAGCCAAAAGAGGAGAAGAGAGAGUGAUAAAACAGAGACAGAAGUGGCGGGAGCUGGAGUGAGAAGACCGGAAGAAGACAGAGAGUCUUGAGGGACAAUUUAACAGGACACAGAAAAAGAUAGUGAUACAGAAGAAGAAAGGCGAAACUCACCUGACCCACUUGUCUGCUCUGCCAGGUGGAGCAACCUCCUUCUUCCUCCCUCCCCCCCUCUCCCUCUCUUUCCCCUGACAUGGGCCGCCUGCUGGCCCUGACAGUCGCCUACCUGGCCUACCUGCUGGCCGCCGCAAUCGGCUCUGAGCGCCAACAGCACCACGUGCAGCACGGCCCCUGCAGCUACACCUUCGUCCUCCCCGAAGUGGAGCACUGCCGUCCCUUAAAGGACUUCCAGGUCACCAACACCCUGCAGAGUGACUCCCCACCUGAGGCCGAGCCUGAUUCGAGCCAACCCAAGCAGGGUAAGGCCCAAAAGGAGAGGCCUUCCUGGCAGGAGAGGAAGCUGGAGAGUCUGGAGAGUGCUAUGGAGAAUAACACCCAGUGGCUGCAGAAGCUGGAGAACUUCAUCCAGGAGAAUGUGCGCUCUGGGAUGGAGGAAAUAAAGAGAACUGCGGUACACUCCCAGACAGCGGCCAUGCUCGAGAUGGGAACCAACCUCCUCAGCCAAUCAGCGGAGCAGACUCGCAAACUGACAGAUGUUGAGACCCAGGUGUUAAACCAGACGAGUCGCCUGGAGAUCCAGCUGCUCGAGUACUCGCUCUUCACUAACCGGCUGGAGAAACAUAUUCUCCUGCAGACUCAAGAGAUCUCACGCCUCAGUGAUAAAAACAGUUUUCUGGAACAGAGGCUCCUAGCACUGGAGGCUCGGUAUGGGAGGGAGCUACAGGGCCUGCAGAGCGAAAAGCAGCAGCUUCAUGAGCUUCUGGAGAGGCAGAGCCGACUGGUCACUCAGCUGCAGGGUGAGCUGGGCAGCUCCACGCUCAACAGCACCGUACUCCAGAGGCAGCAGGCCGUGCUCACAGACACUGUUCAGCAGCUGCUGGCCAUGGUCAACCACUGCAACGAAAUCUCCAAUAUGCCCAAGGAGGAGUCGCUGAGUUUCAGGGACUGUGCGGAGAUCCUGCGAUCUGGAGUGACAGAGAGUGGAAUAUAUAGCAUACGCCUCCCCAACUCCACCCAGACUGUCAAGGUGUUCUGUGAUAUGAAGACCAGAGGUGGUGGGUGGACGGUGCUACAGCAUCGGACAAACGGCUCCGUCAACUUCCAUCGUGGGUGGAGGGACUACAAAACGGGCUUUGGAGAGACGUCUGGGGAACACUGGCUGGGGAAUGAUAUCAUCCACAAGCUGACCAGCUCCCAGGAAUACAGUCUGCAUGUCCAGCUAAAAGACAGAGAGGGGAACGAAGCCUUCUCACAUUACGAUCGCUUCUACAUAGAAGGAGAGGACAAGAACUACAGCCUUCACGCCGAGGGCUUCAGUGGCACAGCAGGACGGACCAGCAGCCUCACCCACACUGGCACCCAAUUCAGCACCAAGGACAGAGACAACGACCUCUGCACCUGCAAGUGUGCACAGCUCGCAUCAGGAGGUUGGUGGUUUGAGGCUUGUGGCCCGUCCAACCUGAACGGCAUAUAUUACCCCGCCUCAUCCAGUGUGGUUCGCUACAAUGGCAUUAAAUGGUACUAUUGGAAGGGGCCAAAUCUGAUGGCUACUAUGACAACCAUGAUGGUGCGCCCUGCAAACUUCUGAUGGCAUGGCUCCUUUAAUGAAGUGAAUGUCACCUCAAGUGAAUGUAAGGAACAAUACCCGGGAAUUGUAUAUUUUGGGAGGAUUUCUGAAUCAGACGGUUGGUGCCUUCAGCUUCUGGACAUCUUGGAGGGGUGCUUUAGCAACUGCCUGGGGACAUGCCCAGACUCUCAGCAAAUGACUACAGUUUUGAUGAAUUCCUGCGUGAGGAAUUCCACCAGUAAAAUCUGUUCACCAAGGCGCCUCGACUAUAUUUUUAUGAGGAAAGAGAUAGAGUAUGAGCUUUUCUACAGAUUAUAUCACAAGAACACAACUGACCAAAUCAAAUUAUACAGUUACCCAAAACUUAAUUCAAUAAUUAAACGGAUUAACCUUUAGAAACCCUUUAUAGCAACACAUAUUUUGUAUUAAAAUAUGAAAACUUUUCAUUUUCAUAUCAUUUUUCAGGCAACGUGUCUAAACUGCAAAGAUUCACAGACAGCCAUUUGUAUAGUAAAAGUUAACUAAUUAAAAUAUAUACUCUAUACUUUAAAAGUCUAAAUUUCACGCUACAUGCUUAGUUAACUCUGUGAUAUAUUUAACGCCUGAUGUUAAGCCACAAUGUUUUCUAUUACAGUGGCCUGUUUGUAAUGUUAUUCCACCAGACUGUAAAGCAUCACUUCUUGUUUAAAACUGUAGUUCUGUCCAUGGACAAUAUAACCUGUGAUAACCUACAGUGACUUCAAUGGUUUUACCGCUGUUAAUAAAGCAACAGCAUAAAGAACAGCAACAAUAACGGGCUUUGCCCUUUGCUGUGUCUUCCAAAGGGCUUUUCAGAAUGAAAUAUCCCUGAAUCUUUCCAGUCACACCUCUCAUAAAACUUUAUUUGUGAGGGAUUUCGCUCAUAAAAGUACAUCACACUUGCACUGCUGUGAUUUAUUUUCAAAAAUGAAACAUUUGUAAUAACAUCUGGGAACAGAGCUGUAAAUUCAAUUUUAACUUUGUUAAAACAAUAAAAUCAUAUAUAGUCUUUGGUGCCUAUAACCCACAGUGCCAGGCGCUUGUUUCCAUGUAAGCUACAUAAACUUGAACAAGCCACACAUGCUGGAUUCGGGGAAGUCAGAUAAGGACUGCUUCGCACCAUUGAUCUGAUGAAUCAUCCAAUAACACUGGGCCCCAGUGGUGCCCAUUAAAAAGCGGAUGGGUUUCACCUCGACUAACAGUGACCUGCAUCUGCCGGUGUACGCUGGGGAGAGCAGCCGCUAACUGGAAGACAGCACACGAGGACGAUGGCUGGCCAUGUCUACAGUGUCUGCUAAUUGUUGGGCUUCAUGCAAUGAUCGACGGAACACUUAAAAGAUCUCAUGUUCACUAGCUAAUGCUAUUCCCCAAGUGUGAUUCAUUGCUUAAUGCUGCAAAUGUAAUACAACUGCAGAAAUGAGGCAUUAAGCGUAACGAACUGUGAGCCAGGUAUUGGUGUUUUGACGUGUCUCGCCUAUUCAAGUCAGCAGCACAGAUACUUAAAAAAGAGAGAAAUAUCAUGGUUCAUGGAAAAAUAUA
This is a messenger RNA of Seriola dumerili (greater amberjack), 3362 nucleotides long. It is a transcript of the gene angpt2b, whose product is annotated as angiopoietin-2-like. The record is from RefSeq and is a predicted model, not a curated record. Gene Ontology annotation, molecular function: receptor tyrosine kinase binding. The transcript has 9 exons. Gene Ontology annotation, biological process: Tie signaling pathway. NCBI's taxonomy places the organism in Eukaryota, Metazoa, Chordata, Actinopteri, Carangiformes, Carangidae. Bases 312 to 1826 code for a protein of 504 amino acids.